UUCAAAACUCCUGAGUCUGCUCUUCAACGCUGUUCAUCAUGAAGAUCUCAGUGGUAGCCUUCAUGUUCCUCUUUCUGGUGGCCUCCAUCUCUCUGCCUGUAACUAAUGCAUUUGGCUUUGAUUCAACCAUCUGCUGCCUAAGUUACACCCAGAGAAAAAUUCCAAAGCAUCUUGUGAAAAGUUUUUUCUUCACCAGUGGAUCCUGCAGUUUGCCAUCUCAAGUGUUUAUGCUAAGGAAUGGUACACCAGCCUGUGUUAACCCAAGAGAAGAAUGGGUCAAGACUAUUGUGAGAUCUUUCAAAGAAGAAUGAAGAUCCUAAUUGCUGAGCGUUUGCCAUGUUGAUGUCAACAGAGAAACUCCAUCUGGGAAACAACUACAUUAGAAGCUCAACUAUGCAUUUGUCACAAUCCGCAUAAAUUCUGACAAUUUGGUGGCUGAACAGAGCCCCUGCCAGGAGAUUCCAAGGUUAGAAGGCAGGAAUCUCCUGGUCUUGUUACUCAUGCUCAU
Molecule: messenger RNA, 508 nt
Organism: Crotalus tigris (Tiger rattlesnake)
Lineage: Eukaryota; Metazoa; Chordata; Lepidosauria; Squamata; Viperidae
Product: C-C motif chemokine 5-like
Exons: 3
Coding region: 39-311 (90 amino acids)
Biological process (GO): neutrophil chemotaxis; lymphocyte chemotaxis; inflammatory response
Cellular component (GO): extracellular region
Molecular function (GO): chemokine activity; CCR chemokine receptor binding
Source: RefSeq, a predicted model, not a curated record